Molecule: messenger RNA, 1341 nt
Organism: Helobdella robusta
Lineage: Eukaryota; Metazoa; Annelida; Clitellata; Rhynchobdellida; Glossiphoniidae
Exons: 11
Biological process (GO): transmembrane transport; chloride transport
Cellular component (GO): membrane
Molecular function (GO): voltage-gated chloride channel activity
Source: RefSeq, a predicted model, not a curated record
GGCUCGGGUAUACCUGAGAUAAAGACAAUCUUAACGGGAGUUUCAUUGAAGCAGUACCUCAACUUUUCAACUCUCGUCUCGAAAGUCGUCGGUCUCACUUUCUCUCUUGGAUCUGUUAUGCCGCUAGGAAAACUAGGACCAUUCGUUCACGUCGGGAGUGCAACAGCAUGGUGCCUCUCCAAGUUUUUCCCUGCAAUACAAAAAGUAUGCAUCAAAAUGGAAUCUGCCUACAGUCACGUGUUAACAGCUGGUGCGGCGGUUGGGGUGUCUUGUAUAUUCGCCACGCCAAUUGGAGGUAUAAUGUAUAGCAUCGAGGCGACAGCCACCAACUACGCCACGAAAAAUUUCUGGAGGUGUCUGUACGGGGCCAUGGUGGGUGCCAUCUCGUUCAGGUUGAUGACAACCUGGGCCAGAUCAGAACUAGCCACCAUCGUACCAUUCUUCAAAUCUGAUCUGAAUCAUUCGAACGCUUACGAUGAGUUGGAAAUCCUGAUCUUCAUUGCGCUUGGUGUCAUAUGCGGAUUGUUGGGAGCCCUCUUCGUAUUCAGUCACCAGAGCGUUGUCCUCUUCGUUAGAAGAAGGAAAAAAUUAAGUGCCUGGCUCCAGAAAACACGGUUUGUAUACCCGGGGGUGGUCACUUUGGUCAUCUUCACAGUUCUCUUCCCGGCUGGUUUGGGACAAUAUAUGGCUGGACAAGUCGGUUUUGAGCAGUCAGUGAUCCACAUGUUUGACAACAGAACCUGGACCAGUGCUGAGGCCCACAAUGAGGAAGAGUUGAGGUACCUGGAGGUCUGGAGGGGGCCCCUAAACAACCCCAUCUUAACUGUUUUUCUUUACUUCAUAAUGAGGGCAACAACCACGCUUCCAGUUCCAUGUGGAAUAUUCAUUCCUGCCUUCACUCUAGGUGCUGCCUUCGGUCGAUUAUCUGGAGAGGUGAUGGCUUAUUACUUUCCAGGCGGUAUCAGAGGGAAUGCCAUCUCGCCAGGAGCCUACUCGAUCAUCUGCGCAGCUGCACUCUCCGGAGCCAUGUCGCAUACGGUGUCUCCGUCGGUUAUCGCCUUUGAAAUGACUGGCUACCUGGGCCAUAUUCUCCCAUGCGUCAUUAGUGUGUGCGUAGCUGGAGCAGUUGCAAACUUCUUGCGCCCUUCCGUGUACGAUGCCAUCAUCAAAAUUAAAAAUCUACCAUUCCUGGCACCUGUCAUCAACCCCCAGGAAACAAAGUUUGUUAAAUUUUUUUUCAAUUUUUCAUUAUCCAGAACAAAAGUAAUUAACAAUAGCAAUCAAGAAAACAAUGAUAACAAGGCUAAUGUUUUUCGAAAGCGCUUACGAGGUGACGGCUGA